GCGAAACUUACAUUGCUGAUUUACAGCCAAAGUCAAGUCUUCUGGGCAGAGAGCUGGAGCACAAUUAAAGGCUAUAUAAACAAACGACAAAAUCGUGAACUUUUGAAGCGGUUUGUUCUUGGAGGUGUUGUUUAUGAGCGUCGUCUGUUGCUACAACUGAGGCAUAAAUAGGCUACUGAAGGACGAACGGCUAAGCAUUAUUUUGAAGCAGGUACAAGUCUGGAUUCAUCAGAAUGACAAAAGAAGAGGAAAACCCUGAAUGGGUCGGUGGACAAGAAUUUUAUGACAAAUAUGAUCCAAAGGAGAUCUUGGGAAGGGGUGUAAGCAGUGUAGUUCGCAGAUGUGUGGAUAAACGGACUGGUCAGGAAUAUGCAGUAAAGAUCAUAGACAUCACACCAUCAGACAAAAUGACACCUCAAGAGAUACAAGAAAUCCAGCAGGCCACUGUGAAAGAGAUCGACAUACUUCGAAAAGUGUCUGGACAAAAGAACAUAAUUCAACUCAAGGAUUGCUUUGAAUCAAAGGCCUUCUUCUUUUUGGUAUUUGAUCUGAUGAAGAGAGGAGAGCUCUUCGACUACCUCACUGAAAAAGUCACUCUAAGUGAGAAAGAGACACGAAAGAUCAUUCGAGCUCUUCUGGAGGUGGUUGAGUAUCUUCACGCUCACAAUAUAGUCCAUCGUGACCUGAAACCGGAGAACAUUCUGUUAGAUGAUGAUGUGAAUAUCAAACUCACCGACUUUGGUUUCUCCAUCCAGAUUGAGGACGGACAAAAACUAAAUGAGGUUUGCGGGACACCGGGUUACUUAGCUCCAGAAAUCAUAGAGUGCUCAAUGGAUCCCAAACACUCUGGCUAUGGGACUGCUGUUGACCUCUGGAGCACAGGGGUGAUCUUGUACACCCUUUUGGCUGGAUCUCCACCAUUCUGGCACAGAAAACAAAUGCUGAUGCUUCGCCUGAUUCUUGCAGGACAAUACCAGUUCAGCUCACCAGAAUGGGAUGACCGUUCAGACACAGUCAAAGACUUGAUUUCUAGACUAUUAGUUGUGGAUCCACAGAGUCGAUACACAGCAACAGAAGCGCUCAGUCACCCCUUCUUCCAACAAUAUGUGGUUGCGGAAGUUCGCCAUUUCAGCCCUUACAGGAAGUUCAAGGUUAUUUGUAGGACUGUACUUGCUGCUAUGCGCAUCUACUGUAAUUAUCGUCGUGCCAAACCAGUGACCAAGGAAGUGAUGCGGAGCGACCCGUACGCCAUCAAACCUCUGCGCAAAAUGAUUGACGCUUGUGCCUUCAAGAUCUAUGGCCACUGGGUGAAGAAAGGCCAAACGCAGAACAGAGCAGCUUUAUUUGAGAACUCUCCAAAAGUCAUUCUGCUGUCCAUCGCGGCUGAGGAAAUGGAUUCAGCACAAAGGGCUUGGUGAGGGUUUAUCAUCGGUUACUAGUGGAUACAAGUUACCCUGAGACCAUGUUGAUAACGGUCCAAAAAUAUAUACCUUUACUGCUAAGAUGGCAGUGGGGGGAAAUUAUUAUUCAUAUUUAUUCAAGUAAUAUUUAUUUAAUAAAUUAUUCAGAUUGUU
Molecule: messenger RNA, 1574 nt
Organism: Danio aesculapii
Lineage: Eukaryota; Metazoa; Chordata; Actinopteri; Cypriniformes; Danionidae
Gene: phkg1b
Product: phosphorylase kinase, gamma 1b (muscle)
Exons: 10
Coding region: 234-1418 (394 amino acids)
Biological process (GO): protein phosphorylation; glycogen biosynthetic process
Cellular component (GO): phosphorylase kinase complex
Molecular function (GO): calmodulin binding; ATP binding; phosphorylase kinase activity
Source: RefSeq, a predicted model, not a curated record